AAAUACUUAAUGGUAAUGGACGAGGAUUCGUCAUCUAAGAGAGCGAUGGAAGGAGAGAAGAAGGGCCGAUGCUUAGCUUCAAUCGAAGAAGACACCCUUCGAAACGUCCUCUCGAGGCUCCCUGCCUCAUCCUUCGCGUCCGCGGCCUGCGUUAGCCGCUCCUGGAACCGUGUCUGCAAUCAAAUCCUCUCUCGCCCCAAGCUCCUUUCUGCUCUCUCCCUUAACCCCCUUCUCGAGGUUGCUGUAAAAGAGGCUAUCGAUAAGGUCUUGUCAGAGCCGAUUCGACCACAUUUCGCCAUCGCCUGUGUUGGCCGGAAAUUCAGCCUCAAGAAGACCCAUCGGCUUGUUACAGAAAGUUUGAGCUCCCGAAUACCAAUUGUCGUGUCUGAAGCUGGUGGUAUCAUCGGCAGCGAUGCUGUUUCCAACGAAUUUAGAGAGGUUAAAUGGGGGAAAGAUGAUUGGGAUGCAGUGCAUAAUUCACAGCAAAACAUCAAUCUUGGUAUCGUUCUGAUUGUUGGAUUCGUGCCAGGAUUAAAAGUCAGUGCCGUUCCGUUGUUGCGGCCGAUGGACGAGCCUCUUCCAGUCCCCUUAAUUGACAAAUUUGUGACGGACAUCAAAGACUAUGCGUCCUCUGUAUCUGGUUGCACCUCCCCGGAAGCGAUUUUGAUGUUUGCUAGUCAACAUUCUGACAUGAAACCUGUUCUCGAUAAAAUGGACUAUGCCUUCUCUCAAGAAACUGUCAUUGCGGGUGAUGAGUGUGGUUGCUUCUUAUAUAGCAGUGGAACUGAAUUUGAAGUCAUUGGUGGGAGCAAAGAAUACUUUUCAUGCAAGAAUACUGAAGAACAGAUGUACCAAAAUAAAAAAUGCAGUGCUGUUGGUAUAGUCUUUGCUAAGGAUAGAGGCAAUUCUCCUGAUGGUGGGGAAAUUCACUUCCAUCUUGCAUUGUUAACUGGUAUGUCCCCUGUGGGUUCCACAUAUAAGGGGGCUUCAGUUAGAGUAACGAAAGAUAAAGAAUCUACAUGGCUUACCGCGAGAAGAGAAGGGUCCAAGGAGAAGUUUGAUGGUCGAAGAAUUCUAGAUGAUAUUGAUGAUGAGAUCCAAAGUGAUAUUUCAUGUGAUGAUUUCUACAUUGGAGUUACGAGAAGAAGAAAAUGUUUCAUUGGCUCAGAGAAAGCGAGGUUUGUUUCAUCCUUGGCAUUUCAUGAAAUUGAAGGUGCAGAUGAAGAGUACCUUUAUGUCAAAGGUGAUGGAAUCAAAACUGGAGAUUCCUUCUGUUUUUACCAUCCAAAUCCUGAAGCUGCUUUAACAAUACGUGAUAGCGUCUACGAGAAAUUUAGGAAUUUAAAGCAGGAUUGGGGGUCGAAAGGUUGCCAUAUUGUGAGUGGGGCCAUUGCCAGUGGUGAUAAGAAGGAAGUUUGUGGAGGUCUCAUCUUCUCUUGUUAUGGCCGUGGUGAGUCCUUUUUUGGGCGCCAACAUGUUGAUAGCUCAGUAUUUUUGGAGAACUUCCCUGGGGCCCCUUUGGCAGGGAUGUUUUGCUUUGGGGAAAUUGGACGUGGUUCUACCAUCAUGAACAGAGAUGACAUACAAAGUCAAUAUUCUAAAUGUUUUCUGCACGUUUAUAGCUCAGUGUGUUUCAUGCUUUUGCAUACUAGGAAAUCCUUGGGACACUAGAUCCUUCAGAAGCCAAGUAUCUUGGUCCCUGAAACAGCAUUGGUACCAACUGGAGCUGGAGUAAUUGGAAGUCGAUUGUAAGAGUUUGAUACUUGUUUCUACAUGAAUUUAGUAUUAUAGUAUCAGAUGAAUUCUACUAUUGCAAUUUCCA
Molecule: messenger RNA, 1822 nt
Organism: Macadamia integrifolia
Lineage: Eukaryota; Viridiplantae; Streptophyta; Magnoliopsida; Proteales; Proteaceae
Product: F-box/LRR-repeat protein At5g63520
Exons: 10
Coding region: 10-1671 (553 amino acids)
Biological process (GO): positive regulation of proteasomal ubiquitin-dependent protein catabolic process; protein polyubiquitination
Molecular function (GO): protein binding
Source: RefSeq, a predicted model, not a curated record